UUUUUUUUUCAAUACUUAUACUAUGGGAAAAGACGCAACAAAAGGAAAAGGUGCCCGUGCUCAAAGACAUGAUCCUCUUCAUGUCCAGUUAGCUGAUAUGCCAGAAAAUACCCUCAUGAAGAAAGCACCUCGUCAAAAGUUUAUUGAUCGUAACAGCAAGGAAGAAGAAACAGGAGAGGAAUACUUGGAUGCCAAACUAUCGAAGAAGAUCUUGAAGAUCGCUAGAGAACAACAAGAACAAAUUGAAAAGCAAGAAGCAGACGAAGAAGAAAGAGAUCCUGUCAAUAAGGCCAAAUUCCCUUUAGGUUUUGAUCCUGAUGAAGAAGAAAUUGAUGAAGUGGAUCAAUAUGGAGAUUAUGAAGAACUUGAAAUUGAUGCUGCUGAUGCAGACAUUUUAGAAAAGUUCUUACCUAGUGCACCUAAACAGAAAAAGACAUUGGCUGAUUUGAUUAUGGAAAAGAUCAAUGAAAAGAAUGCAGCUGAAGGUCGUGAAGCAAUUGAAGAAGAAGAUGAAUUGUCUCCUUCUAUGAAUCCUAAGGUUGUUGAAGUCUACACCAAAGUGGGUCAAUUGCUGAGUCGCUACAAGUCUGGUAAAUUACCCAAGGCUUUUAAGAUUAUUCCUUCUCUACCCAAUUGGGAAGAAAUCUUGUAUUUAACAGGCCCUGAAUCAUGGACCCCUCAUGCUACUUAUGAAGCUACUCGUAUGUUUGUAUCUAAUUUGAAAGCCAAGCAAGUUCAACGUUUCUUUGCUCUUGUCUUGUUGGAUCGUGUCCGUGAUGAUAUUCAAGAAAACAAGAAACUGAGCUACCAUUUGUACUUGGCACUCAAGAAAGCAUUGUAUAAACCAGCUGCAUUCUUCAAGGGUAUCUUGUUCCCCUUAUGUGAAUCAGGCAACUGUACCCUAAAGGAAGCUGCUAUCUUGGGCAGUGUGUUAGCCAAGGUCUCUAUUCCUGUCUUGCACUCUUCUGCUGCUGUCUUGCGUCUGUCUGAAAUGGAAUACACAGGUCCUAAUUCAUUGUUUAUCCGUAUCUUAUUGGACAAGAAAUAUGCUUUACCCUUCAAGGUGGUGGAUGCCCUUGUGAUGCAUUUUGCUCGAUUUAUGAACGAUGAGCGUGUUAUGCCUGUUCUUUGGCAUCAAUCCAUGCUUGUGUUUGUCCAACGUUAUAAAAGUGAUUUAGUGAGUGAACAAAAGGAUAUUUUAUUAGAAGUUGUCAAGCAUAAAUUCCAUCCUGGUAUUACACCUGAAAUACGUCGUGAAAUUGUUCAUUCUGAAGCAAGAGAUGUCAUGUUAACUGAAAGAGAUGAUGAUGAUAUUAUGAUGAUGGAUUAAAGAUGUAUAUUUCCCCCCCCCCCUCCCUUAUAUUUUUUUUUUUUUUGCAGCGC
Molecule: messenger RNA, 1383 nt
Organism: Gilbertella persicaria
Lineage: Eukaryota; Fungi; Mucoromycota; Mucoromycetes; Mucorales; Choanephoraceae
Product: Bystin-domain-containing protein
Exons: 4
Coding region: 23-1330 (435 amino acids)
Biological process (GO): rRNA processing
Cellular component (GO): preribosome, small subunit precursor; nucleolus; cytoplasm
Molecular function (GO): snoRNA binding
Source: RefSeq, a predicted model, not a curated record